Molecule: messenger RNA, 1068 nt
Organism: Plasmodium adleri (nom. inval.)
Lineage: Eukaryota; Apicomplexa; Aconoidasida; Haemosporida; Plasmodiidae
Product: conserved Plasmodium protein, unknown function
Exons: 4
Coding region: 1-1068 (355 amino acids)
Source: RefSeq, a predicted model, not a curated record
AUGUUUGGGAAAAGGAGAUUAAUAGAUUUACAAGAACCAAAAAAGAAAAAAAAAUGGAAGGAAGAAUUACAUGAUGAUUUAGAAGAUAUUGAUUUAGAAUGUUUAAAAUAUAUAGAAGAAGAAGAAAAUGAAGAUGUUGAUAAUAAUACUAUUACUAAUAAUAAUGAUGAUGGUAUAAAUGAAUGUGAUAAUAAAGAAUCAUCUAUUUAUUCAGAUCUUUUAGAUGAAAAAAAUAAAAUAAAUAAACAUUUAAACGUAUCAAAUAAUAAGGAACUAAUAAAUAAUAUAAGUAAUGAUAAUCAAGGUGUGAAUAAGAAAAGACGAUAUGAUUGGAUGAGUAGUGAUGAUGAAGAUAUAACGAGUGAUGACGAUGAAGAAGUUUUAAUAAAGGAGGAUAUAAAAGAAAAUACAACAGAUAAAAUAAAAUGCGAUACAUCAAACAAUAUAAAAGAUAAAAUAUCGAAAGAUUUAGAACAAAACAUUUCUGAAUAUGAGCAUAUAAAUAAUAAUAUUUAUAACAAUAAUAAUCAUGAGGAUAAAAUUUUUAUUAAAGUGGAAAAUAAAAAUAAUAGUAUUAAUAAUAAUAAUAAUAAUACUUAUGAUAUAUUAAAUGAUAUCAAUAAAUUUUCCAUCAACCCAGUAGAUAUACAAAUGGAAGAUAUUGAACAUAUAAUAACAUAUAUAUAUUUCAAUAACAUACAUUUUAAUUGUACUAUUAAAAAUUUUGUUCAGUUCUUAGAGAAUAAUAUAAAUAAUAAAAUUAUACAAAUAAAUUCAGAUAAAUUAACUAACCAUACUAUAUUAUAUAAAUAUGAUGAAAAAAGUAAUGAUACCGUUAUAAUAGAUAAAUUUACUCAUCAUGGAAAAUUAUUUGUUCAUGUGAAAACAUAUGAAGAUGUUGUCAGGUUACUAAAAUUGAAUGAGACCAAUUUCAUGGGGAGAGUUAUAAAGUCUAUACAAGCAUAUAGGAAGAAUGAUAGAUUUUUCAUUUUGCAAGCUCCUUCACAAUACAAGUAUUUCAUUCAUUUGGCAGUUAAUGAAAAAAAUAAAAGAAAAAGAAAGGGAUGA